AUGAAAGAUCAGAAGCGAUUGAAUCGAAAGCCAAACCGAGUGUUUAAAUCAAAGUUAAUUCAUUGCGAUUACAAAGACUGCGACUUUAAGACCCAAUCGGACGCAAGACUGGCCACUCAUAUGAAAAGACACGACAAUCCAAAGACCGAAGCCUAUAGACAGCUAAGGCUAGACCUUAACCGCCGGUGCUAUGACUCGACUACCAAUACCUAUAGCUGUGGUCAAAGCGGUUGUCUCAAGACAUUCACAAAUUAUAACGCAGUCAGAGAUCACAUGACUUAUAUCCACAAAAGUCGGGACAUUGUCUGCGAUUACGCCGAUUGUAAUAAAGUGUUCAAAACUAAACACCUCUUAAGACUCCAUUUCAAUAAUAUGCACAAAACAGACAAACCGUUUAAGUGUCCGCACAAUGAAUGCGGUAAAGAGUUUGCGUACAGACAGCGAUUGGACACUCAUUUGGUGAGUCACACGACUGGUCGGCCAUUUGUGUGCGACUUCGAUGGCUGCGCGAAGAGCUAUAAGAAUCGAUUGUCACUCACGACACACAAACGGAUCCAUUUGAGUGAACCCACCAUUAAGUGCACUGUCGAGGGCUGUUAUGAACGCUUUCACGCACACAAACACAUGCAUAAACACCGGCAAACUGUCCACUCUAUACGGCCUUAUAAAUGGCGUCCACCGCCCGGCUAUAAACCCACGUGUCUUUGGCCGGGCUGUGACUUCACCUCCAAAACCAAUUAUCAGCUCAAUGUCCACCAGCGGACACAUACCGGUGAAAAGCCGUAUGCCUGCGAUUGGCCCGAAUGUGGCCAUCGGUUCGCCCGACGCAGUCAUAUCAAAGACCACAUGAAUGCCCACAAGAAUGUGAAGCCAUACGCCUGUCAUUGGCCCGGAUGUCAGCACCGGUGCAGUCAUAGGAGUAAUGUUAACAUUCACUACAAACAAGUGCAUCAAAAGUGA
This is a messenger RNA of Medioppia subpectinata, 960 nucleotides long. Lineage: Eukaryota; Metazoa; Arthropoda; Arachnida; Sarcoptiformes; Oppiidae. The record is from the annotation of a GenBank genome assembly.